ACGAGCGCCCUCACGGUGCGACGAACAUGGCGCUCGGCCUCGCACCGAGGCUGAGCCCAUGGUAUCAAUGGAUGAGCAAGCAUUUGUGAGACCACUCGGUGGCCUAAAUUUCCACUGUUUCUUCAAUCCUGCGGCCACAUAAAGGACGCGCUGCAAGGUUGCUCAGGAGAGCCGUACUCAAAUCAUUGUGCUAAGGAUAAUGACAUUUAAUGAUUGGCAUGCAGUUUAUCGGCAACCCAUGCAGCUUGAUCAGACUGAAUAGCUAAAGGCGAGGAACCUGGCUUUUGAAACAAUCUGCUGGCAUGGCGUCCUCCCCGUUGAUCCUGCGGGUGAAAAGUGCACAGGGCCAAUUCCGGCUAGACACUCUCCAUGUCGACAGCACGGUGGAGGAGCUGCUGGGCUGCCUGUUCAGCUUGACAGGUGUGCCGCCAGCCUCAAUGCGCCUGCUGCUGUCGGAUGCUCCUCCGCGGCCGUUGGACUGUGCCGACCCGCAGCGCCGCCUCGAUGCGCUGCCCCUCCGCUCCGGUGACACACUCAUUGUCGAGGCCCGUCGUGAACAACCUGCAGCCUCUGUAGCAACGGCCAAAAAGAAAAAGGAGCACCACAAGGAGCACAAAACGCUGCCACCGCACAAGCCGGACGAGAAGAAGAAGAAAAACGAGGAGCCACUGCCGGGCGUGCUGGUCAAGCGUCCUGUGCCAGCGGACAAUUCUUGCCUCUUCACCAGUGUCUACCUGGCCCUCUCCAAUGGCGACUACGAUGCAGGUGCCAGUGGUGCCCUACGCCAGGUGAUUGCCGACUGUGUGGCAGCUGACAAGGAUACGUACACAGAAGCGUUCCUGGGUCGUCCAAACCGCGAGUACUGCACCUGGAUCCUCAACGAAGAGCACUGGGGCGGUGCCAUUGAGCUGUCAGUGCUGAGCCGCCACUACAAUGUUGAGAUGGUUGCGGUGGACGCGCAGAGUGGCCGGCUACACCGUUUCGGUGCUGACGAGGGCUUCGACCAGCGGCUGCUGCUGCUCUACGACGGCAUCCACUACGACCCGCUCGUGCUCGAGCCGCUCGAGCCGGGCCUGCCCGUGCGCACGCUCUUCUCGACCCGCGAGGACGAACUGCUGGCACUGGCACUUGAGCUGGCACAGGAGGCCAAGGCCAGCCGCCAGUAUACCGACGUGCGCAACUUCACGCUGCGCUGCCUCGUCUGCGACGUUGGACUCGUGGGCCAGGAAGCGGCGCGCCGGCAUGCCCAGGAAACAGGCCACAGCAACUAUGGGGAGGUGUGAUGGUCAAACGCACUGUUAGGAGCCUUUCGGUUGAUCGAGUAGGGCCACCUCAAAGAUGUAUUGAGGGGAGGAUGAAAUUAUGGCAUGCAUCUGUUUUCAUCAUGUUUGGAGACGUAAAAAAAUGGCUGCAAUUGGAUGUUUGUCCAAUCCAACUAGGGUUAUGCAGACAAAAGUGCGAAAGGUGAUGGCAUCCAGUCGCUUGCUUGCUGGCCCCUCUACUGCUUGCUAGCAUGCACUGGUGCGUAUGUAGAUCUCUUCUUCGUGCACUUUAUAUAUGUAGAGAAGGCAACUGUUGCGACUUCAUUUUGCUGCCAGCUGUUGCGGACCCGGGUUUCUUUUUCUUUACUUACUGCUUCCAUUUACAGGACCAUCCCGGUUAUUUUGAUCGUGUGGAAUGAUUGACGUUCCUUGAGAGUUUACAAAAUCUCUUACCGGUGCAAGUAUUUGGCAAUAGCAGCAGUUGUGGCACUGCAUAAAGAGAGAAUAAAUUUCUUCUUGACA
Messenger RNA from Rhipicephalus sanguineus (brown dog tick), 1784 nucleotides. It is a transcript of the gene Yod1, whose product is annotated as ubiquitin thioesterase OTU1. The transcript is spliced from 5 exons. Gene Ontology annotation, biological process: endoplasmic reticulum unfolded protein response; protein deubiquitination. Gene Ontology annotation, cellular component: cytosol; nucleus. Gene Ontology annotation, molecular function: cysteine-type deubiquitinase activity. Lineage: Eukaryota; Metazoa; Arthropoda; Arachnida; Ixodida; Ixodidae. The coding region runs from base 303 to 1283 and encodes 326 amino acids. The record is from RefSeq and is a predicted model, not a curated record.